GGCCUCCUACAGCGUCUCCGGCUGACGCGAAUGACGCUGCGCCAGUCAGGCCGCAGCCCCGCUGCUUGGCCCGUCGGGCCCGCCUUGGCCGGCUCGGCCCGCCCCCGGCCCUCCCUGCACGGCCUCCCGUGCGCCCCUGUCAGACUGUGGCGGCCGGUCGCGCGGUGCGCUCUCCCUCCCUGCCCGCAGCCUGGAGAGGCGCUUCGUGCUGCACACCCCCGCGUUCCUGCCGGCACCGCGCCUGCCCUCUGCCGCGCUCCGCCCUGCCGCCGACCGCACGCCCGCCGCGGGACAUGGCACACGCACCGGCACGCUGCCCCAGCGCCCGGGGCUCCGGGGACGGCGAGAUGGGCAAGCCCAGGAACGUGGCGCUCAUCACCGGUAUCACAGGCCAGGAUGGUUCCUACCUGGCUGAGUUCCUGCUGGAGAAAGGCUAUGAGGUCCAUGGAAUUGUACGGCGGUCCAGUUCAUUUAAUACGGGUCGAAUUGAGCAUCUGUAUAAGAAUCCCCAGGCUCACAUUGAAGGAAACAUGAAGUUGCACUAUGGCGAUCUCACUGACAGUACCUGCCUUGUGAAGAUCAUUAAUGAAGUAAAGCCCACAGAGAUCUACAACCUUGGAGCCCAGAGCCACGUCAAAAUUUCCUUUGACCUCGCUGAGUACACUGCGGACGUUGACGGAGUUGGCACUCUACGACUUCUAGAUGCAGUUAAGACUUGUGGCCUUAUCAACUCUGUGAAGUUCUACCAAGCCUCAACAAGUGAACUUUAUGGGAAAGUGCAGGAAAUACCCCAGAAGGAGACCACCCCUUUCUAUCCCCGGUCACCCUAUGGGGCAGCAAAACUCUAUGCCUAUUGGAUUGUGGUGAACUUCCGUGAGGCGUAUAAUCUCUUUGCAGUGAAUGGCAUUCUCUUCAAUCAUGAGAGUCCCAGAAGAGGAGCUAAUUUCGUUACUCGAAAAAUUAGCCGGUCAGUAGCUAAGAUUUACCUUGGACAACUGGAAUGUUUCAGUUUGGGAAAUCUGGAUGCCAAACGAGAUUGGGGCCAUGCCAAGGACUAUGUGGAGGCUAUGUGGUUGAUGUUGCAGAAUGACGAGCCGGAGGACUUCGUGAUAGCUACUGGGGAGGUCCAUAGUGUCCGGGAAUUUGUGGAGAAAUCAUUCUUGCACAUUGGAAAAACCAUUGUGUGGGAAGGAAAGAAUGAAAAUGAAGUGGGCAGAUGCAAAGAGACCGGCAAAGUUCACGUGACUGUGGAUCUCAAGUACUACCGGCCAACUGAAGUGGUUGUCUGUUCACUCUGAUGGGGACUCAGGAAUAAGACUGCACGUCUACAACCAUCUGAUCUUCAACAGACCUGACAAAAACAAACAAUGGGGAAAGGAUUCCCUAUUUUGUAAAGUAUUGGGAGAACUGGCUAGCUGUAUGCAAAAAAUUGAAACUUGACCCCUUCCUUACACCUUACACAGAAAUUAACUCAAGAUGGAUUAAAGACUUACAUGUAAAAUCUCAAACUAUAAAACCCUAGAAGAAAAUCUAGGCAAUACCAUACAUAGGCACGGGCAAAGAUUUCAUGACAAAAACGUCAAAAGCAGUUGCAACAAAAGCAAAAAUUGACAAAUGGGAUCUAAUUAAACUAAAGAGCUUUUGCACAGCAAAAGAUGUUUUCUUUAAAACAAAUGAUGCUCAAAUUAUUUGUAUACGUAAAUGGGUGCCCAGUUUUUUGUGGGUUGGUUUGUUUGUUAUUGUUAUUUUUGAGACAAGGUCUUACUCUGUCUCCCAGGCUGGAGUGCAGUGAUGUGAUCUCGGUUCACUACAGCCUCCGCCUCCCGGGUUCAAGAGAUUCUCCUGCCUUAGCCUCCCUAGUAGGUGGGAGUACAGAUGGGUACCCAGUUUUAUUUUGAUUAAUGAAAGCAAUCUUAUUAAUCAGUGGUCAUGCUUUAUAUGUUAUCUACAUAUAUUUCAACUUGUUUUCUAUGCUGUUGUAAGCCAGUGUGAAUACUCAUUUAUGAUUAAUCCAGGUAUGCUCCUCUUGACCUAAGGAAAUCACGCAUCUUCACUUUAUUACAAUUUUUCAGAAGACCUUUAUGAGGUGAUCAUUUGCUAGACAUUACAGUAUAUUAAUCCUGUGCCAAGGUGACCGUUGAAUUAGAAUUGUAGACAAUGUUGUUGGACAAAAAUCCUGGGAAGAUAAAUAGUUGCAGGACAGAAAAGCAAUAAGAAGGAGAUUUGUGUGUCAGUGAGGGAUGGGCUCAACCCUGAAUUUUCAAGUUUACUUAGGGUUGCCAGGAACAUAUUUACUCCUAAUAUCCAUUGUCUUAUACCAGAAGAUACAAAUGUAUCUGAUUCAAAGAGGUGGUGUCAUUUCUAACAUUAUAUCUCUAUUUCAAUUCCACACUGCUUGUUAUUCAGGGGGAGUGUCCUACCUUGCUACAUUGCUAGAUGACAUUACUCAUGAGACAGAUCAUUCAAAGAAUGAAAAGUUACUUUAUAAUGCUAGUGAAAGCUUUCAAGUAUUCAUUGUGAGGUAGGCCUACACUUGGGUAAUUUUAUGGGCUCUCUUGACUCAUGUUUGCAGUACUGGGUGUGGAGCAGUCCGAUGAAGAGGAAGAGAGAAGUGGUUGCAGAAUCCUUCCCUGAUUGUAUUCUACCAAGUUUGAAGUAUGGAAUCCCACACAGGCCAUUCCUCCUGCAACUCUACCAUGGUUAAAAAUAUAUAUCUGACACAACCACCACCUCAGCUUGAUUUAAUAAAAAUAACUUUGUGUCUGUCCAUGUAAAAGGUCACUGGUGCUUAUUAUGGCCCAAAGGUUAUCGUUUCAGAGCAUCAUUUUUCAAUGCAACCCUCAUAGCAAGAACAUGUUAUAAGAAAGUAACCUCUACAGUAAUGAUCAUCCACAUCUGCAUUCUCUAAUGUCAGUUUUAAGUGAGUUUUAGGGAAAAUGGCUGAUGUUGAAGUGCUAUCAUUUAUUUCCCUUCCAAAACUUGCAGGAAUAUGUAGAGAGCUGACUUUAAAAAAAUAAAAUAAACUCACAUUCCUCAAACAGAAGCUGGCAAUUGGAAAAGGCAGUACCCCCAAAAUCUGCAUAUACCUCAGAAGUGUUAGCUGGCUAUCUUUAUAUAAUAGCUACUGUAUCCCAUCUUGGUGCCUCUAAUGAAGACCAUUACAGAAAUAUGUUUAACAUAAAUUAAACUCUACAUGGGAGUAUUAAGUCCCCAGGCAAAUUCUUUCUUUUUGGCUGGUAUUUAAGAUAAAGACCUCAUGAGAGCUGCAGUGGAUUUGUGGCUCAAUAGCUAAAUAUAUGCUUUGAAGAGCGUGGAGAGGUUUCAGAGGAGAAUCACGGAGAGGAUGUAAUGUAGAAACACACACAGACUUUAGAAGGUGGAGGGAACUGGAGUUGCUUGAUUGCUGGAAGCAGAUCCAAGUAGGAGGAAGAAAAAGAGGUAGACCAGCUUGUAUUCCACACAGCACGCUCCACGUGCGUGACCAUAGCAAGGUGCGGGGUUUCCACGAGCCGUCGUUCAUCUGUGUAAUGGGGGCAAAUGCCCACACUUGAGAGUUUCUGAGACUAGUAGAGAAAAUAUGCUUGACACUUAGUAGGUGCUCAGCAAAUGCUGGUAUUCUUUUUGCUGAAACCCCAAAGCAUCAGAGUCAGCAUUGACUCCCCUCCCUCUCUCACACCCCACAACUUAUCCAUCAGCGAACUGUUCACUCACUCUCCUUCGGAAAUCAACCCAGAAUCCAGCUGUGUCUCACCAGCCUCCCAAGCCCCGCUAAACAAAGCCGCCAUCCUCUCUGCUGUGGAUUUAACAGCCUCACGGCCUCCAUUCUUGCCCUCCUACAGCCCAUUGUGAAGAUAGUGGCACUUUUUACAUAAGUGAGACCACAUUACCUCUCAUUCAGAACCCACCUGUGGCUUUACAGCUCUCUCAGUGGAAUUCCAGGUCCUUCCCGCAGCUUACAGUGUUCUCCAUGACCUGCCCCGCCCCAACCUCACCCCACUUAGCUCCUGCCCUCUUACCCCCAUGCCCUCUCUCCAACCACACUGACCCUUCAGCUUCACCUUGGGGCACUGACACCUGCUCCUCCCCCAGAAAGUUAGAGGGCAGGGCUGCUCCCCACACUCUUUCAGUCUCUGCAUCAGAGAAGCCUCCAUGACUUCUCUGAACCCCCCUCACGUUCUUCACCUGCCUCUUUGUGUCUCUCCUCCCGCUAGAAUGGAAGCUGCAUGGCUAAGGGCCCUGUCCAUUGUGCUGGCAACUCUCUCCCUAGUGUCAAGGACAGUGCCUGGAACACAGGAGCUUGCUGAUGGCCUGCUGAGUGGAGGAGUUAGUAUUGGCCCUGGAAUCCAAUGGGAAGCGUUCUGGGCUGAAAUUCAGAACACCUGGGGCCUGAAUGCAGCUCCUGACCUUGAUACCUACCACCUGUCUGAUCUUAGGCAAGACCUUGACCUAGAACAUUGGCCUCAUCCUCCUCCCCUGGAGGUUGGAGGCCUGGGCCACUUCCAGGUCUGAAACCCAACCAGCCCGUGAAGUGCGGGAGAGUCUAGGUAGCAGGUGCUGUUCACGUCCUUCCUGAUGUUCAAGCCUUGGGGGUGUUGCUGGAGUUGAACAGGAGCUCUUUCGUUUCUGUUAUGGGAGUUUUUUUGUCAGUGAGAAGGUUCGUGAACCUUGAAGGGGUUACUGAUGUAGGUAAGGACAUCUCUGGGGCCUGACAAACGGGGUGGCGCCUCUUGUCCUGGAAAAUAUUAUAGUUGUGAUUUUGCCUAAAACUGAGGAUGGAGUUCCAGUCCUACUUGUGAUUUUAAACAUUUGUAUCUUCCUUUAAGUAAAUAUUAUUUGGGAUGCAGGAAAUGAAGUUUUGGAAUAUUUCAACAGAUGGCGCUGCUGGUAGCUAUAAUCUGACGAUAAAAAUUAAAUUUAAUCCUUACUAAUUUCAGUAAUUUCAUUUAAAAAAAUUGUAUUGCCUCCAAGGAUAACACAUUAGUUUGUUUAGUCCUUUAUCUUACCAGUACCUCAGAGUGGAUGGUUUUAACCCUUUUAUAAAGCAUUGCCAGCCCUGCAACCUGGGCAGCUCAAUUUCAGAGGUUGCUGCGUUAAUGUACUGUGCACUGUGACUCAGUGCUGUCAUAGAAAAUGUGCCAAAAUGCUUUACUCAGAGGGAAAGAUGGUUUGCAUAUAAGUACAUUCCAUUAUGGCUUAUGCCAUAAAUACAAGCCAACCCGGCGGGGGGGGGGUCUAUUUAGAUCCUUUAAAUAGAUGCAAAUAUUUUCUUAAAUGGUUAUACAAAGACAAAUACUGUGACUAAUCAGUGGACACAGAGAAAGAUGCGUGCUUGCUAGAGUCUAAGGAGAAAAUGUUUUGCAGAGAAUGAUGGCCAAAGUGUCAGAGAUCCCAGUGACACUCACUCAUCAGCUUCCCCCCACACCCUCUCCAACCAUUUCCAGCUGGUCUUCCAGCAAGACCAUUUUAAUUAUGCAGCCAUGCACUUGCUUCUGGGUGUGGUUUCCCUGAUUGCAUACGUAAGUGCAGAUUACAAAUAUUUGGCAGGAUUCCUUCCUCUGUGGGAACCAGACAAGUCAUAACAGCAACUGAACGCUCUACAGUGUUGUGCGGGAAAGAGGCCGCGUCAUCUCGGGUUUCAGAGUGCAGAGCAGGAGAAACUGGCUUCAGUUCUGCUCCUCUCUCACAGCCACAUGCCCCCAACCAGGAAAGGGUCUGUAAUGAGGGCUACAGACUUCGCUUCUUCUGCCACCACUGUAACCAGACCCACGGCCAAAAAGAACCAGCCAGGAAGCCCAAAGUGGAGCGACUUCUUGUCUCAGAAAAUGACUCCACGGCCUGUGCUUUAUGGCAUGAUCACCCAGAAUGCUAGAGAGAAAUUAAGAUUCGGGCAUGCACGGCUAUGCCAAAGGAGGACUUCACCAGGGGAUAUUCAGGAAUUCACUGAUAAGCUUAAGAAGAUUUUUGCAAUUGUUAGCUCUUAAAAUCAUUUUUAAUUAGUGAAGCCGAGAAAUGCUGAGUGAAACAGCCAUACUUUUCCCCAACUUGAUUGGGAAAAUCUCCAUCCUGUGCCCCUCCAUUCCUUCCCAUCCUUCCUCUUCACUCCGUUUUUCCUGGUAAAUGUUAUGGCCACGUUCUGAGCAACCAACCUCCCUGUGCUCUGUGCGGCCAGCUUGGAACUGCAGGUGGGGGAGGAUGGACACCCAUUUCCUGUCUCCCAAUCUGGGAAUCCAUGGGCAUAAAUCUGCAAACGCUGGCAUAGUCAUUGUUGGCAUGAAGGGAGACGAGGAAUAUAUUGUCAGCAGGCCUUUGAAUUUCAUUUUCAGAUUGAACAGUUUUUUUUUAAUAAAAAAAAACCCCUUACUAAAGUCACUUAGCAAACAAAGAGCUAUACUGUUUGCAUCAUUGAAAACAGAAGAGCAAUAACAGUGCCAGAUACUCCUCUGUUACUUUGUUUGUUUGUUGUUUUUUGUUUUUGAGAUGGAGUCUCGCUCUGUCACCCAGGCUGGAGUGCAGUGGCGCGAUCUCGGCUCCGGCCUCAGCCUCCCAAGUAGCUUGGAUUACAGGCAUGUACCACCACACUGGGCUAAUUUUUUUGGUGUUUAUAGUAGAGACGGGGGUCUCACCAUGUUGACCAGGCUGAUCUCGAACUCUUGACCUCAAGUGAUCUGCCCACCUCGGCCUCCCAAAGUGCUAGGAUUACAGGCAUGAGCCACCGCACUCAGCCUCCUCUAUUACUUUUUAAUUCAAGUGUCUCAGGGUGCUUUACAAGUGUUGAUUAAGUCUACCUUUUUUUUUUUAAGGUGGGUAAGUAGUUAAAAAAAAAAGAGUCGGGAGAGGGAGGGAGCAGUUUUGUGUCACAGUAUUUGAAGGAGAAAAGCCUGACAUCAUUGUGGCUUCAGUGGCAGGCACAGGUUGAUAAUUCUAAUUCUAAAUGGCAACUAACAGGAAGAGGAUGAAUAAUUUACUGUGUAUAUUUACUUGGUGCCAGGUGCUGGACUCCAUUUAACCCCCAGCUUUAAUGAGGUAUAAUUUAUUUAAAAUAAAAAUCACCCACUAAGGGUGUACAUUUGAUGAGUUUUGGCCAUAUACAGUUGUGUAACCAUCACCACAGCCAAGACAGGACCAUCUCCAGCCCCAGCAAAAAGCUCGCUCCUCCCGCUUUGUAGUCAGUCCUGCCGCCAACACCGCCCCUUUUCUGGUCACUGUAAGUUUAGAAUGUUGUGUAAAUGGAAUCCUUCAGUAUGUGUCUUCUGUGCUGGCCUUCCUUUACCUGGCACAAUGUCAUUGAGAUUUACCAUGUUCCCCGGUGUGUCUGUUCGUUCCUUUUCAUUCAUUUCAUAGUCUUCGUUCGUGUGGAUGCAGUGCCGCACAGCCGUUCACCUGAAGCUCAUUUGGGUUGUUUCCUCUGGGGAUGAUAUGAAUGUUGCUGCUGUGAACAUUUGCAUUCCCGGUUUGUGUGGACAUGUGUUUUUAUUGCUCUGGUUACAUACGUUUGAGUGAGCCCACGGUUCAUCUGGGAAGUAUGUCUGUGGCCAGGCUCAGGCUGUUUUCCACAACGGCUCUGCCCUGUUGCAUUCCCACCAGCAACACGGGAGACUUCCAGCCGCCCCACAUCCUGGUGUUUCCAUACGACUUCAGCGGAUGCUCACACAGCACGGUGAAGUCGCUACUUCUGUGACUCCCACUUCACCAAGGAGGAAGCUGAGGCCUGAAGAGAGUGAGUGGUGUAAAAUACAAAAAAAAUAGCUGAUAGAGGGCGGAUCCAGGCCUCCCGAUGGCAAACCCCACCCUCAUAGCUGAUAGAGGGUGGAUCCAGGCUUCCCGAUGGCAAAACCCACCCUCAUAGCUGAUAGAGGGCAGAUCCAGGCCUCCCGAUGGCAAAACCCACCCUCAUAGCUGAUAGAGGGCAGAUCCAGGCCUCCCGAUGGCAAAACCCACCCUCAUAGCUGAUAGAGGGCGGAUCCAGGCCUCCCGAUUGCAAAACCCACCCUCAUAGCUGAUAGAGGGCGGAUCCAGGCCUCCCGAUUGCAAAACCCACCCUCUUUCUAUUACAGUAUAAAAUGUGUUAUGCUUCAACUUAGAAAAACUUCUGUUCAUAACCUAGAGGACAUUAGGACAGGUGCAGUGUGAUUACCUGAAUGUCAGAAGCCAAGAGCCUACUACUUCAUCUCACGAGUUAUGAAAAGUUGAACGUGUCCAAGGGAACUUUCUAAAUUAACUAAAAAUCAAGUUUAGGAAAAACACAAGUGAGACAAAAGCACCUCUCAUGUCUAAAGGUUUUUCCCCCAAAUGCGUGUAUCGUGUCAUUUCUAUGUAAUAACCGAUCCUCAUCCUUGAAAGCCAUGAGGGCAGUGGUCACAUCCUAUUUGCUAAAGGUGGGAGAAGAUGGUGCAUCAGACCUGGGAUUCCUGGCCCUCUCACAUGUUUCCCACCAGAGUUUCUUGGGUUAAACUAAUUUCUCCGUUAUGACAGGGCUUGAGGCAGAUAUCCUAAGACCUUUAAAACUAGAGCCAUCCAGGCCGGGCGUGGUGGCUCACGCCUGUAAUCCCAGCACUUUGGGAGGCCGAGGCGGACAAAUCACGAGGUCAGGAGAUCGAGACCAUCCUGGCUAACGUGGUGAAACCCCAUCUCUACUAAAAAUACAAAAAACUAGCCGGGCGUGGUGGCGGGCGCCUGUAGUCCCAGCUACUCAGGAGGCUGAGGCAGGAGAAUGGUGUGAACCCGGGAGGCGGAGCUUGCAGUGAGCCGAGAUUGCACCACUGCACUCCAGCCUGGGCAACAGAGGAAGACUCUGACUCAAAAAACAAACAAAAAAAACCUAGAGCCAUCCCUGGAGUAAAAUGUGUGCUGUAGGAGCCAGUCCCAAAGAGACAGGAUGUCGACGUCGGCAUAGUGAGACUCCCACGUGCUCACCCACGUGCGUGGUUUUACCCCGUCUCCAUGACCCAGCCACGGGUCUUAUAUUGGGGGCUUCUAGGACCAACUAGGCCAGUAGAAGUGCUUUCUUUAAUUGAAUUAAAAUGUCGGCAAAUUUCACCCAAAUAUCCAGAUUUCCCUUUCUAAAAAAAUGAAAGGCCAUCAGCACUGGGGCAGAUUCCUCACUGACUGGCCUGCCCGCCUGCCUGGCCUAGUGGGCACACAGAGUCCCCGGUUCUCCCAGUGGCAAUGGCACCAGCAUGGCCGGAGGGCACAAGCCUCAGUCUCUUUCAUGUGGGCUGACCAGAAAUGCCAGCAGUGAGGCUGAGCUUGGUAGCAGUGGAGGCCUGAGGAGGCGGGGGUUGGCAGAGGAGCUUGUUUGGGCUCAGACACUGCUGCCUCUUUCUGUCUGAAGGUGUUAUGAAGUGUACCUAUCUUUUGGGACAUAGAUUCCUUUUACUCCUUCCUUUGUAUUUGUCAUAAAAUAAAUUAUAGAAUAAAAUAAAGACGUAUCAUCAAAUUACUCAUAAUUGCAUUACUUGGGAAGGUAAAACAUAGGUAUUUAACAAACAUCAAAGUUUUGGGAGGAAAAGGCAUUUCAUAAACCUAGACAUGCGCAAUACUGAAGGCCAGGAGACUCGUAAGUGAAGGGGCCGUACCGCGGAGCCUGGUUUUCUAAAUGUAAACCUCGUAUCUUUCCAUAUUAAGAAAAAAAAAAGCCAGGCACAGUGGUUCACGCCUGUAGUCCCAACACUUUUGGAGACCAAGGCAGAUGAAUCACUUGCGCCCAAGAAUUGAGACCAGCCUGGGCAACAUAGCAAGACCUUGUCUCUAUAAGAAAUACAAAAAUUAGCCGCACACCGUGGUGCGUGCCUACAGUCCCAUCUACUCAGGAGGCUGAGAUGGGAGGAUCACCAGCGUGCAGGGAGGUCAAAACUGCAGUAAGCUGUGAUCGUGCCACUGCACUCCAGCCUUAGUGCAUUUCUGCACAGACACACUGAGUGGUGUUUUGAAAAUCAGAUUCACGGCAUUCUCUUUAGCACCUUCCAGCACUUUGUGGUGGGGGUUGCUGGUGAGAUCCCCUGGCCUCUCUGCCUGGGGCUGCCAGGGAGCUGGCGGAUGCCACUCUCCACCGGAGGCCUUCCCUGGCAGUCAUAGGCUGUUCCCACUGUGCGCCUGGGUCUACCGCCUGGUCCUCCUCACCUGGAGCCACACUGAUUUCCAUCUUGUCCUGAAUGGCAGAGCUUUCAUAAUUUCUUACAACCUCAGAUUCUGACCUCUGUAGGACCACUUUCUUCUUGAGCCAUUUUGGGACUGUAGAUGCUAGAACACAGCAGACUGAAAACGCAGUGACAUAUCCCACCAUGUAACAGAAUCUGCAGUAAGAUGUCACCCAUGGCAGCCAAGCAGAAGCUUUUAUCACAGCCCAACAAGUACCAGCGUGUCUUGGCGGCAGGGUGGCAGGACACUGUGAGGAGGCAGGUGUGUAGACACAGUCCUCUUCUGCAUUGGCACAUGCCCUGUGCUCAUCACCUCUCGGUGGGGGAGGUUGUGUGUAUAGAGGUGUGUGUAUUUGUAAGUGUGUGUAUUUGUAGGUGUACGUAUGUGUAUGAGUGUGUUGUGCACUUGUGUAUGUGUUAGAGAGCGUGUGUAUGUAUAGAGGUGUGUAUAUUUGUAAGUGUGUGUAUUUGUAGGUGUACAUAUGUGUAUGAGUGUGUUGUGCACUUGUGUAUGUGUUAGAGAGCUUGUGUAUGUAUAUUCGAUGUAUGUGAGACUAUAUUUGUGUUACUUCUUUCUUUUUAUCCUUCCUGCCAAGGAGGCAACAGUAAAUGUGAACUGUGAGAGAGAACAGACUAGUUGUUACAUUCUGUCUCACCCACUGAUGUGACUUUUCUUUAGGAAACGUCAUCCAGGAUAACCUGUCAUGAAAAGCGGCCUUUUAGGUCACUUAUAUCCAUUUCAGAAAUGGCAAGGGCUCUGGGCAUCCACCAGGCAGCAGGCUCUGGGCAUCCACCGGGCAGCAGGCCCUAUUAUAAGAAGACCCCUUUGCAGUCCUCUUUUUGGGGUUUGUUCAAUAGGGCACAUGCUGGGCAAAGGCACUUACCAGGCAAACCAUUAUGUGGCUCUGGCAGCUCAAGUGAUGCACCUGGAACAUAACGCCGUUCAUGACACUUUGCCUUUAUGAGCCCCUUUAACUGGAGGAUCUCAAAGGGCCUCAGCAGUAUGACCUUGUGUGUCCUGGCUGGGCGCCCAAGGGAGGAAGGCCAGAAGGUCCGCGCCGCUUUCCGUGUGAGAAGUCAGGUGACGGUGCCGAAUCAGAACUAACACCUGGCCUGCACUCUCAUUGGUGUGGUACUUUGGAAGGCAGAGGUAUAAGAGGAGAACUAGCAAUGUUGGCAAAUGCUGAUAGUUGGGGUCAGGAUCCCAAAACAUUUAAAUUCUGAUAGGGGUCAGGCCCCUGUUUAUUUACUGUCACUCAGCUCCCUGCCUGUCCUGUUCAUUAACCUGAUGACUUAGAGUCAUGUCUGGAUGGUUUGGAAGGUGCUACAAGGAAGCAGGUGGAUGAAGGGCACACAUCAAGAAUUCAUGGUAGCACAGAGAAAUGCCUCAUAAGUGAAGUUCACCUCUGAGGCCCGGUCUUUGAAUAUCUGGAUGCCUAUUUUCUUAGGCAGUAGAAUUUCCUCUUUGUGACCAGCUGAAAAUAUCAUCUACAAAGUGCGCGUAAUUUCAGUGUACAAGACUUAGCCUAAUGUGUGAAAUUACAGACUAGUUGAAAUUAAUGAUCAAUUUGGCAGGUAUUUGUUCAAUGUGGCUAUGGCUUAUCUAGGCUGUGACAUCCAAGAACAAUAUAUUUCAUUGUCAAUCUUUUAUUUUGUUUUCUUUCCUUUUUUUUCCUUGUCUCCAGGAGACCAAUUAAUUGUUCAAAGGUAAUAUAUAGAGAUCUCAAGAGCAUUUACUUUGGCACAGUCUCUGCCCCUUUGUGGUCUGGCUAACAAUAAAGCUAAGAUUUGUUUUGUAAUGACGGUUCCAGUUGGACUGGAAUUCCUUUGAAGUUCCUGAAGUUUGCUGUUGUGAGAGCUCAAGAUAUUAUUUGACUGCAAUAAAACACUCUCUGUGUAUUAUCAAAAUAUCGUAUACACUGAACUGUAACAACUUGCAGUAACCAGACUUCUCCUUCGAGGUGGCCUGCGUGAGUAGGGAGCAUCCACAGAGAGAUGAGCUUCUCCCUACAUCCAUUUAGUGUUCAAUCAUCACGGGCCACUCAUGGAUCUGAACCUUCUUACAAGGUCGAUACCAACAGGUAUGAGGAGCAGAGAGCAGAUCAGCACGGAGCAGCAUUAGCUGGGGCCCCCUUGCCUGGCAUGGUAGUGAAGAUAGAGCACCAUGCCAGUUGUUCAGCUUCUCAGCGCUUGCAUCAGCUGACCUAAAUUAUUUAAGGAUGUUGUCACCUCUAAAUAAAUAUAGUCAUUGUCCUGGUCUCUAUUUAUAUUUUAAAACUCUUUCCCAGCCCACCCCGAUGGCCUAAAACAAUUCAUAUACUUCAGUAGAAGAGGGUGUCACAGGGCUAUUUGCACAGGUUUGGAUCCAGUGCCAGCGUUAGCCUUCACACAAGUUACACUCCUCUGAGAUGUAACUGUCUCCUGUGUAUGAGUGCCAAAGUAUUUGAUAACCGCCAUCUGUCUGCUCUCAACACAGGUUUCACAAGCACAAUGAUGUCUUCCAUUGUGUGCGUAAUAACUGUGUGUGUGUGGAGAGAGAGGACUCUGUACGCAUGCACAUGUUUGGAGCUACAUAAAUCUGAGAAGCAGUUUUGUCUAGUGUCGUUUCAGUAAAUGGGACUCAUUUAGUCAGUUUGCUUUGCUGUCAGAAUCAUAUUCCAGGUAUCAGAAUGUGCUAUGGCAGGUGCUUGUUUAAAACAAGUAAUAAUAUCCUUGUAAUGUUUAGCAAUACAGCUGACUGGUCUGUGUUCCAUUACUUGUGUAAAAGGAAAUAUGUAAAGCUUUUAAAAAUAAGUUUAAAUGAUCAAAAGAGAUGCCUGAAAAUAUAUUUUGGCACAGGAAAUUACAGGAAUUUAUAAAUGUGUCAUAUGGAAAGAUAAUUACAAAGUUUAUUUUAAUCUUUUAUCUCUGACUGAAUCUUAAGUUAAAAUAUUCUUCCCGGCAUCCUGUCUGGUUUUUGCCACUGUCCCUGCUUUACGUGUUACCUUUCCAUGUUGAUCUGAGUUGCAUUUAGUUGAGGAGAAAAAAAAAAUAAAAGUCCAUUGAACUCACUUCUGAUUCCAGCCCAACUUGUAAGGAGCAAGGAAGUUGUCACUCAGCCCCCACAACAAGAAGAAAGCCAAACACACUGAAAAUCAGCAGCUCUUCCUGGUUCCUUUAGUGAAUCAAGGUCACCAGGGAACCAGGCUGCUCAAAUCUGAGAGAUCGAUGGAUACAAAGAAUCAGAGCUUGCCAGAAGCAGCAACUGCCACUGGAGCCAGCAUUGGCCGGGAACAUUGGGAGGGUGAUUGACUAAGGGCUACAGACUCGGUAUGGACUAGCUUGAGGGGAAGACCUUUGUUAGGGAGAACGAGUCCUCUGGGUAUAUUUCAAAAUGGUUACUUUUCUCCUCCUCCUGCCAGAAGCACAGGGGAUUUUUUCCUGAUCUUCGCCUUGAGAACCUACUAAGGGGUAAAACUCACGCAAGUUGUGGGGUCCCUCCUAAGGCUGGCCACCAAGAGUUUUUGAUCUCUCAAGCUAAUAAAAACCAGAGCAGCAAUUAAUAAAAAUGAAAACAGGAAAUUACAAAUAUAAAAAAUUAAAGAAGUUCCAUCACUAUUAAUCCCAUCGAUAUGAGAAGGCUAACAAAGGAAUUUUUUUUUUCAAAUGUUUUUAUUUUUAUUUUUUAUUAUAGUUUAAGUUCUAGGGUACAUGUGCACAACGUGCAGGUUUGUUACAUAUGUAGACAUGUGCCAUGUUGGUGUGCUGCACCCAGUAACGCGUCAUUUACAUUAGGUAUAUCUCCUAAUGCUAUCCCUCCCCCCUCCCCCCACCCCACGACAGGCCCCGGUGUGUGAUGUUCCCCUUCCUGUGUCCAAGUGUUCUCAUUGUUCAAUUCCCACCUAUGAGUGAGAACAUGCAGUGUUUGGUUUUCUGUCCUUGCGAUCGUUUGCUCAGAAUGAUGGUUUCCAGCUUCAUCCAUGUCCCUGCAAAAGACAUGAACUCAUCCUUUUUUAUGGCUGCAAAGUAUUCCAUGAUGUAUAUGUGCACAUUUUCUUAAUGCAGUCUAUCAUUGAUGGACAUUUGGGUUGGUUCCAAGUCUUUGCUAUUGUGAAUAGUGCCACAAUAAACAUACAUGUGCAUGUGUCUUUAUAGCAGCAUGAUUUAUAAUCCUGUGGGUAUAAGCCCAGUAAUGGGAUGGCUGGGUCAAAUGGUAUUUCUAGUUCUAGAUCCCUGAGGAAUCGCCACACUGUCUUCCACAAUGGUUGAACUAGUUUACAGUCCCACCAACAGUGUAUUUCUCCACAUCCUAUUUCUCCACAUCCUCUCCAGCACCUGUUGUUCCCUGACUUUUUAAUGAUCGCCAUUCUAACUGGUGUGAGAUGGUAUCUCAUUGUGGUUUUGAUUUGCAUCCCUCUGAUGGUCAGUGAUGAUGAGCAUUUUUUCAUGUGUCUGUUGGCUGCAUAAAUGUCUUCUUUUGAGAAGUGUCUGUUCAUAUCCUUUGCCCACUUUUUGAUAGGGUUGUUUGAUUUUUUCUUGUAAAUUUGUUUAAGUUCUUUGUAGAUUCUGUAUAUUAGCCCUUUGUCAGAUGGGUAGAUUGCGAACAUUUUCUCCCAUUCUGUGGGUUGCCUGUUCACUCUGUUAGUUUCUUUUGCUGUGCAGAAGCUCUUUCGUUUAAUUAGAUCCCAUUUGUCUAUUUUGGCUCUUGUUGCCAUUGCUUUUGGUGUUUUAGUCAUGAAGUCCUUGCCCAUGCCUAUGUCCUGAAUGGUAUUGCCUAGGUUUUCUUCUAGGGUUUUUAUGGUUUUAGGUCUAACAUUUAAGUCUUUAAUCCAUCUUGAAUUAAUUUUUCUAUAAGGUGUAAGGAAGGGAUCCAGUUUCAGCUUUCUACAUAUGGCUAGCCAGUUUUCCCAGCACCAUUUAUUAAAUAGGGAAUCCUUUCCCCAUUUCUUGUUUUUGUCAGGUUUGUCAAAGAUCAGAUGGUUGUAGAUGUGUGGUAUUAUUUCAGGGACUCUAUUCUGUUCCAUUGGUCUAUAUCUCUGUUUUGGUACCAGUACCAUGCUGUUUUGGUUACUGUAGCCUUGUAGUAUAGUUUGAAGUCAGGUAGCGUGAUGCCUCCAGCUUUGUUCUUUUUGCUUAGGAUUGUCUUGGCAAUGCGGGCUCUUUUUUGGUUCCACAUGAAGUUUAAAGUAGUUUUUUCCAAUUCUAUGAAGAAAGUCAUUGGUAGCUUGAUGGGGAUGGCAUUGAAUCUAUAAAUUACCUUGGACAGUGUGGCCAUUUUCACGAUAUUGAUUCUUCCUACCCAUGAGCAUGGAAUGUUCUUCCAUUUGUUUGUAUCCUCUUUUAUUUCACUGAGCAGUGGUUUGUAGUUCUCCUUGAAGAGGUCCUUCACAUCCCUUGUAAGUUGGAUUCCUAGGUAUUUUAUUCUCUUUGAAGCAAUUGUGAAUGGGAGUUCACUCAUGAUUUGGCUCUCUGUUUGUCUGUUGUUGGUGUAUAAGAAUGCUUGUCAUUUUUGCACAUCGAUUUUGUAUCCUGAGACUUUGCUGAAGUUGCUUAUCAGCUUGAGGAGAUUUUGGGCUGAGACAAUGGGGUUUUCCAAAUAACUUCUUCCUGGUUUAGUCUUGAGAGGGUGUAUGUGUCCAGGAAUGUAUCCAUUUCUUCUAGAUUUUCUAGUUUAUUUGUGUAGAGGUGUUUAUAGUAUUCUCUGAUGGUAGUUUGUAUUUCUGUGGGAUCGGUGGUGAUAUCCCCUUUAUCUUUUUUUUUUUUUUUUUGAGACAGAGUCUCACUGUGUGGCCCAGGUUGGAGUGCAGUGGCGCGAUCUCGGCUCACUGCAACCUCCGCCUCCCGGGUUCACGCCGUUCUCCUGCCUCAGCCUCCCGAGUAGCUGGGAAUACAGGCACCUGCCAUCACACCCGGCUAAUUUUUUUGUAUUUUUAGUAGAGAUGGGGUUUCACUGUGUUAGCCAGGAUGGUCUCAAUCUCCUGACCUCGUGAUCCGCCCGCCUCGGCCUCCCAAAGUGCUGGGAUUACAGGCGUGAGCCACUGCACCCAGCCAGCUAACAUUAUACUUGAUGGUGAGAAACUAGAUGCUUUCCCCCAAGAUCAGGAACAAGGUAAGGAUGUCCCUUCUUCCGCCACCACGAUUCAGUGUUGCACUGGAAGUCCUUUCUAAUACAAUAAUGUAAGAAAAGGAAUAAAAGGCUUGCAGAUUUGGGAAGGAAGAAAUAACACUGUCUUUGUCUUUCACAAGUGACAUAAUGGUCUCUAUAGAAAAUCCCGAAGAAACAACCAAAAAAAAAAAAAAAAUCCUGGAACUAAUUUAUAGCAAGGUUGCAGGAUACAAGUUUAAUAUACAACAGUCAAUUGGUUUUCCAUAUUCUAACAAUGAACGAGUGCAAUUUGAAAUUUAAAACAAUGUAUCAGCACUUUGGGAGGCCGAGGCAGGCAGAUCACCUGAGGUCAGGAGUUGGAAACCAGCCUGACCAACAUGGAGAAACUCCAUCUCUACUAAAAAUACAAAAUUAGCCAGGCGUGGUGUUGCAUACCUGUAAUCCCAGCUACUUGGGAGGCUGAGGCAGGAGAAUCGCUUGAACCUGGGAGGUGGAGGUUGCAGUGAGCCGAGAUCGCGUCAUUGCACUCCAGCCUGGGCAACAAGAGCAAAACUCUGUCUCAAAAAAGAAAAAAAGAAAGAAAUUUAAGACAAUGUAAUUUAUAUUAACACCCCCAAAAAAGAAAUAGUUGUAAGUCUAAAAAAUUAUGUGUAAGAUCUGUAUGAAGAGCCAGCCAUGUUGCCUCACACCUGCAAUUCCAGUACUUUUGGAGGCCAAGGCAGGCAGAUUGCUUGAGCCCAGGAGUUCAAGACCAGCCUGGGCAACAUGGUAAAAAUCCAUCUCUAUUAAAAAAAAAAAAUUAGCUGGGUGUCCCAGCUACCUGGGAGGCUGAGGUGGGAGAAUAGCUUGAGCCCGGGAGGUUGAGGCUGCAAUGAGCCGUGUGAAUGCAUCACUGCGCUCCAGCCUGGGCGAUAGAGCAAGACUAUGUCUAAAAAAAAAAAAGAGAGAGAGAGAGUUGAUGAGUUGGAACUUCAGAAAAAUUAAAAACUUCUGCUCCAUGAAGGACACUGUUAAGAGUGUGAAAACACAAGUAGACAAGUAGACAAGUCAAGACUGGGAGAAGAAGCUUUGCAAUACACAUACUCAGUAAAGGACUGAUUAUCUAGAAUGUACAAAGAACUCUUAAAACUCAACCACAAGAAAAUGAACAACCUGAUUUAAAAAUGAGCUGAUAGACACCUCACCAAAGAAGAUAUACAGAUGGCAAGUAAGCAUAUGAAAAUAUGCUCAGUGUCAUACGUCACUAGGGAAUUUAAACUAAAACAACCAUGAGAUACCACUACAAUCCUAUUAGAAUGGCAAAACAUUAGAAUAUGAACACCAAAUGCUGACUAGGAGGAGGAGCAGCAGGAACUCUUGUUCAUUGCUAGUGGGAAUGCAAAAGGUUUAGACACUUUGCAGGAAUGUUUGCAAUUUCAUAAAAAGCAAGAUGGUUUCACUACGCAAUCAGCAACCUUGUGGCUAUGUAUUUACCCAAUUAAGUUGGAAACAUGUCCUCAGAAAAACCUGCGCAUAGAUGUUUAUAGCAGCAUUAUUCAUAAUCAACCUAAACUGGAAGCAAGCAAGACAUCCUUCUAACGGAUCAACUUGUGGUACAUUCAUCCAAUGGAAUGCUCUUCAGUGAUAAAAGGAAA
Molecule: messenger RNA, 17855 nt
Organism: Pan troglodytes (chimpanzee)
Lineage: Eukaryota; Metazoa; Chordata; Mammalia; Primates; Hominidae
Gene: GMDS
Product: GDP-mannose 4,6-dehydratase
Exons: 10
Coding region: 294-1298 (334 amino acids)
Biological process (GO): 'de novo' GDP-L-fucose biosynthetic process
Molecular function (GO): GDP-mannose 4,6-dehydratase activity
Source: RefSeq, a predicted model, not a curated record